GGCCCAAUCCUGGAGUCGAAUGAAGGAGGGGGCGGGAACAAAUGGCUCAGGUAGACUUCUAGCUAGAGCUGUCUUGGGGUAGCGUCUUUGCUGUUGGUGCUGCUGCGCUGGGUUCCAGUCGCCAGGUUCCACUCAAUUGUGCACUUGGAAGGAUGUCAUCAAUAGCCUGGAAGGUAUCUCUUAGUAGGUGUAUCAUCACCUUUCAGCCACUUGUAUUACAAAGAAUGACAUGAGAAACCAGGAGAUAUGAAAAGGUGUUAAAGGACUGAUUGCAGCCAAGAGAAGAGUUCUGAUACAAGAAACCCUCUCAGAUUUGAGGAGAGUCAUGAGCCGUUUUCUGAAUGUGUUACGAAGCUGGCUGGUAAUGGUGUCCAUCAUAGCCAUGGGGAACACGCUGCAAAGCUUCCGAGACCACACCUUUCUCUAUGAAAAGCUCUACACCGGCAAGCCAGACCUGGUGAAUGGCCUCCAAGCUCGGACCUUUGGGAUCUGGACACUACUUUCAUCAGUGAUUCGCUGCCUCUGUGCCAUUGACAUCCACAACAAGACGCUCUACCACAUCACACUCUGGACCUUCCUCCUCGCCCUGGGGCAUUUCCUCUCCGAAUUGUUUGUCUAUGGGACUGCAGCUCCCACAGUCGGCGUCCUGGCACCCCUGAUGGUAGCAAGUUUCUCAAUCCUGGGUAUGCUAGUUGGCCUCCAGUACCUAGAAGUAGAACCAGUAUCCAGACAGAAGAAGAGAAACUGAGGCCAGCAUUACCACCUCCGAGACUUCGUCUUCCAUCUUUGCUGUCCUAUCCCUUCAUCCUCUCUGCGCUUUAAUUUCUUUUCCGCUCCAUCAUUAGCCACCUUAUCCACUACUUGCCUUUUACUUUUGGUUUUGGGUUUUUUUACAUUUAAAGUUUUUAAGAUAUAACAUACAUACAGGAAAGUAUAUAACAUGUAUGUAAAAUUUAAAGAAUUAUCUUAAAGUGACUACUCUGUCCCUCCAUCCAGAUCAAGAAAUUGUCAGCACCUCAGAAGCCCACUGUGUGCCCUUCCCCCACCUGCCCCCUCUUUUCCAGCCUUCUGCUUUUUCCUUUUACUUCCAUCCCUUGAUUUGACUUGUGUGAUGGGAACAUGUGGACUAUGAAACUUAAAACUGCUGCCUCACCCAGAGCAGCUGCCACCAAGGGCUGCUUCAAGGGGUUGUCCACCCGUGCUGGGCUCCUCUCUGCUACUGGACCCAAGACUCUGAGCCGCCCAAGGUACAGGCGAUUCUUCUAAGAAGGGCUCUCCUGUGAGUGAGCAUGGCUUAAUCCUUGUAUCUGCAGGUGGAUCAGGGUUGGAAGAGUCUGGGCUGUUUUUAGACCUUUUGGUCAGCUGUAUUUGCGUAAGAAAUUUUGUAAUAAAUUGAAAAACCUCUGCUCUGA
Messenger RNA from Pteropus alecto (black flying fox), 1412 nucleotides. RefSeq names its product ergosterol biosynthesis 28 homolog (gene ERG28). Lineage: Eukaryota; Metazoa; Chordata; Mammalia; Chiroptera; Pteropodidae. Bases 326 to 748 code for a protein of 140 amino acids. Gene Ontology annotation, cellular component: endoplasmic reticulum; membrane. Gene Ontology annotation, molecular function: protein-macromolecule adaptor activity. The transcript is spliced from 6 exons. The record is from RefSeq and is a predicted model, not a curated record.